Molecule: messenger RNA, 549 nt
Organism: Helianthus annuus (common sunflower)
Lineage: Eukaryota; Viridiplantae; Streptophyta; Magnoliopsida; Asterales; Asteraceae
Exons: 2
Coding region: 1-549 (182 amino acids)
Source: RefSeq, a predicted model, not a curated record
AUGAAGUUCUGUGAUGAUUUGGUGACGAAUGAAGAACAGAAGAUAUAUUACUACCACAACAUGUUGAGUGCAGAAUAUAGAGAGUUCAUAACCCCUUCAAAAUAUGAGACCCAUACCGAGAUCAUUAAUGCAGCUCGGGAAAGGGAGAUCGAAUUGAAAAAGAGCAUUGAACGGGGUGAACGGAGGGCGCAAGAGGUAAAUCCAAGCCCUACCAAGAAAGCACGAACAAAUGAAACCGCGAAGAAAUCGGAUACGCAAGUAUAUUCAAAGAAUGAAGCUGAGCAUGUGCAUCAUUUGCAAGAAGUGUUAGAGACACUCAGACGAGAAAAGCUCUAUGCGAAAUUCACAAAGUGCGCCUUCUGGCUACGAGAGGUGCAGUUUCUUGGGCAUAUCAUUAGUGCGGAUGGAGUAUUAGUGGAUCCGUCAAAAGUAGAAGCUGUGUCGAAAUGGAACACUCCAAGGAAUCCUUCAGAAAUCCGAAGCUUUUUAGGGCUCGCGGGAUAUUAUCGAGAUUCAUACAAGAUUUCUCCAAAAUUGCUUUACCUUUGA